AUGGGAACGUAUCUCAGUAAACCUGUUACAACUAAAGAAACAGAAAGCGGUUCUUUUGGCUCAGUUGAAUUUGCUAUGAGUUGCAUGUAAGGAUGGCGUACAAAUAUGGAAGAUGCUCAUAUUUGUGAUCCUAAAUUUGAUGUUGACACUUAACUCUAUGCAGUCUUUGAUGGACAUGGUGGAUUUGAAGUUGCACUUUUUGUAGCAAAGCAUUUUGGUAGGGAACUUAAAGAAAAUGCUGCCUAUAAAUCUAAAGAUUUUCCUACUGCCUUAAAGGAAACUUUCUUAAAAAUGGAUGAAUUGCUUCUCACAGAAGAAGGUAGAGAAGAUUUGCUCAAAAUUGUUAAAACACGUUCUCCAGAACAAACUUAGGUUUAAAAUACCGCAGGUUGCACAGCUAACGUUACUUUACUUUACAAAAACUAAAUAUAUGUAGCUAAUGCUGGUGAUUCACGUUGUGUUUUAAGUGUUGAAGGUAAAAAUCUCGAUCUCAGUAAAGACCAUAAACCAGAAGAUGAAUUAGAAUUAGAUAGAAUUAAAAAAGCUGGUGGUAGCGUUACAAAUGGUAGAGUUAAUGGUAAUUUAAAUCUAUCUCGUGCCUUAGGUGAUUUAAAUUACAAGUCAAACAAAGACAUAAAGCCUGAAGAGUAGCUCAUCAGUCCUAUGCCUGACGUUGUAAUUCAUGAAAUAACUCCAAAAGAUGAAUUCCUUCUGAUUGGUUGUGAUGGCAUUUGGGAAUUAAAAACUAACCAAGAAUUAGUAACUAUUUGCCGCAAGGGUUUAGUUGAGUAUGUUCCUUUAACUAAGAUUGUUGAAGAUUUGCUCGAUUAGAUCAUAGCUAAAGACACUACUUAAGGUCUUGGCUGUGACAAUAUGAGUGUUAUUCUUGUAAAGAUUAAGCGUAAUAUAGUUGCCCCAGAUGCUGAACCUGAAAAGGAUAGCGUUCUUGCAAAUGGUGUCCUCGAUAAGUACAAAGCAGCUGGUAUAAUUUCAGAUUUAGUAGUUGAAGAGCUUAUUAAAAAGGUUAAAGCAAAUGCAGUUAUUUCAGAAUUAUGCUAAUUUGGAGAUGAGCUUGUGGAAGCUGAAGUCAAGAAAGUUUUUACCAAAGAUAAGAAUAAAGGUGUUGCAUAUCCUACUUCAAUUACAUUAAAUGAGCUUGUGUCUAACUACUCUCCAUUAAAGAAUACAACUGAUGACAAGAAAUGGUUAGUAAUCAAGAAAGGAGAUUUGGUUAAAAUUAGCGUAGGUGUCCAAAUAGAUGGUUUUUUAGCAGAAUCUGCCUAAACCAUAGUUUGCUCUGAAGGUGCAAGUGUUGAUGGCGCCAAAGCUGACGUCAUCCAUGCUGCAUACUAUAGUCUUUAAACAGCUUUGAGAACUCUUAAUCCUGAAAAAAUUAAUACAGACACUGUAGAUAUCAUCAAAAAAACUUCUAAUAUUUAUAAGUGCAAUCCAAUUUCCGAUGUGAGAAGCUAUGAAAUUAAGCACAAUAAUAUGGAAUCUAAAUUCUUUAUUCCUAGUAUUGAUGAUAUCUCUAAUAAGAGAGAAUUCUUCACUUACAGGUUUGAAUAGUACGAAGUUUAUACCUUAAAUAUCUUAGUUUCUAAUGGCUCCGGUAGCAUCAUUCAUAUUGAAGGUUUGCCUAAAUCUAAUAUUUACUAAGCCCAUCCUGAAAAGCAUUUGAAAUAGGUAGGUAUUAAAAAAAAUGCACAAUAGAUUUACGACAAAAUUAUUGAACAUCACUCUCACUUCUACUUCAGUGCAAGACAGUUUGCAGAAGAUCCUACUUACGAUAAUGUUUUAUAGGAAUUCAAAAAAUAAGGAGUAAUUUCUUAGCUACCCAUUGAAUCUGAAGAGCCUGGAAAAUAUGUAGCAUAGUUUAAAAUGACUGUUGCUAUUCAUCAAGGAGGAUUAAUUUUAUUGAGCGGAUUGAAGCUCGAAAAUGCACUUGCUAAUUUAAAAUCUGCUUUUUCAGCUGAAAGUGAUGCAGAAAUUAAAGCACUUCUUGAAAAAGACGUGAUUAAGAAGAAAAAAGCUAAAAACAAAAAGAAAUGA
Messenger RNA from Tetrahymena thermophila SB210, 2052 nucleotides. RefSeq names its product metallopeptidase family M24 containing protein. The transcript has a single exon. NCBI's taxonomy places the organism in Eukaryota, Ciliophora, Oligohymenophorea, Hymenostomatida, Tetrahymenidae. Gene Ontology annotation, molecular function: cation binding. The record is from RefSeq and is a predicted model, not a curated record.